UUAUUAUUUUUUUUUUAAAGAUACAACAACUUCAGUAGUCAUGUGAGGGUGGUUGAUGUAAACAUUCAUUCAGCUUUUGUUUGCAAUGAGUAAUACAAAGCGGCGUUGUAAUGGAGAAUAAAACGGUAUCGGGUAAUUGGAAUCUAAUAGGCCGGAGCUUCCUGUGAUCUCCUGAAUUGUGAGUCAUACGUUUUUAUCUGUUUCAGGUAGAUUAAAAAAAAAAUCCAAAUGUUAUGAAACACCUCCAUUGUGGAUUCUCAAAGACGGGACUUGGAUUUUCUUGAAACAAAAUAUUUGGGUGAAAAGUCCAACUAAAAACCUCAAAUGCUGAUUUGUAGCAUUUCCAUAAUCGCUCCCAAAAAGUGACCGUUCUUACCACUUUUUACAGCUUGUGAGUAGAAAUAAAGCAAUUAAAUUAACUACCCAAGAAAAUGUUUUCUCCAUUGACGAGAAAAAAAAAAUCUGCUAUGCUCUCCAUGUGGGUUUUAUUUGGUACUCAUCACAAUCAUUUAGCGAUCCGGUCCCCCGCAUUUAUUUUUUUUGGGGGGGGGGGGUCUGAUGUGGGCACAAAGCAAAUCAAUUUUACAUUUUGCUGCCACAUUGAACAUGAAAAUAGAACCUGAAUCCAGUUAAUUGUGUCGCAUCUAAUUUGGCUCGCUCGCGCCUGAAAUUACAGCACGGGGAUCAAAGAGACUGGAAUAACAAGAAGCACAAAAAAUAAAACCCAAUUCCAAUUUGUUUAACCCACUCGGAGAAUGAAACGAAGGCGCGGGCCGAUCAAUGGAAAUUGCGCUUAAAUCCCAACCGUGCAAUUCAAUUGGGUUACGAAAUAACCAAUGGAUGGAUAAAUGAUUCCGUUUGAAUGAGAAGGGCUGGGGGGUGGGGGCGGGUGAGGCAAGCCUCGCUGUAAUUAAUCACAGAGUUGGCAGGGAGCCGCGUGGCCUUUGAGACACUGUGGUCAGGAUGCUGUUUAGUGGCUGCUCAAAUGUGGCUUUGGAGUGAAGGUGUUUAAGGGCAAAAAGGGGGGGGGCGGAGGCCUCCAUCGGCGCAUUCAAAUGAAGUCUGUGACAUCUUGGCCCCUUCGACACCUACCACUCCCCCUUUUUUCUCUCUCUCUCUUUCUCUCUCUAGCGCCACCUCUCUGUCCCCCCCCCCCCUCAGGUGAAGAGCGGCAGGUGUUAAAACCCCCUCUGCCAUCGAGCCACUUUAUUCCGAAUGAAUGCUGCCCCUGUCCACACAUGGAGGGCUUUCUUCUUUUAGUCAUCACACUGGCGGUGGUCCGUUUAGAGGCCUGCGAGGGCCUGCGAGGAGGCCUUGCAGAUCAACUACAGACUUUGAUGAUGUGAACAUGAUCAAAUUCAGAUUGACAUCACAGUGUAGUAGAAUGCAUUUUUUUUUUACCAAUUUGUUUAAGGGAAGGAUUAUCAUACCAAAACAUUUAUCUAUAGAGAAUUUUUGGGGGGGAUAUGAUUCAUUGUAAUAUAGAUUAAUUUAUUGCUUGUGUUUGAUUUUUUUUUAUGUGCGGGAACAGAACUCUGGGAAACAAAAUUCUCAUUCCUGUUUCUCACGAUCCAAUGUGGAGAGCUCACGGAAGUCGAAAGAGUAUGCAUUAAUCCACGUUGUAACACUGGAUUGACUCCACUUUUUUGUUGUUGUUGUUGUUGAUCAAAAAAAAAAAAGACAUGAAUUGUGGGCAAGCUAUUUUUUUUUUCUGCAGCGCAAGUGACAUCGCCCACUAUUGGCCUGGAAUGCAAAUGACAAGGGUUUCAGUCUGAAUAUAACUUCCAAAAAAUUGAUAGUUUUUAAAGGUUGAAAAUGCUCUGAAGACUAAAUGCCCUGCCUUGUAGGGUGGUCGAGGAGGGAGGAGGAGGGGUCUUCAUUAUGUCAUUAGUGUCACGAUUUUUUUAUUUCACAACUUCCCCACAAUCUGUUGUGCGAGCGGCUCCAGUUUGUGGAUACUGUAAUCGUGGGAAAAAUAAUGACAGUUAUCAGUCGCACCCACCAAGUGCCCAUAAAAAUCUGUCCUGUUGUUCUGGAAGAUGAUAAUUAUCGGUUGUACUGUCAUUAUCAUUGUUGAUGGAGCAAGUCUUGAAGCAUUUUUUCCCCCCCUAAAGUAAUAAUCCCAGAGAAAUCACUUCAAAUUGGCCUAUUUUAGGGAGAGGGAGUGGGCAGCAAGGGGAGCAAUUUUGGUUAUAUUUCAGAGAAUCUUCAAGUUCAGGCAGCACACUGGCAUCUGUGCACAUCAGGUUCGCACUGGCGUUUGCAACUUGCCGGUGUUUUAUUUCAAUGCAAUGAUGUAACUGGGCUGCUAAUGACAGCGAGGGAAUUUAAAUGGAUUUGAUGAGUUAUUCAGGUGGGGAUGGAGGCACCGGGCUGCGGGUGCAUCAGCUCCGUGCAGCCUGCGCCACAAGCCCGGAAUGAAAAGCUCGUCCCGGAUACUUUUUUUCCCGUCUCUUCGCAUGCAAACAAACGCAGACAGCAUGUGUGGUUUCACCUCCAGCUUCUUCUGAGAUCCUCAGUUGCUCGGAGGCAGCCCGCCAAUGGGCUCGCCUCUCGGAUCCAGCGGACCAAUCAGCGGCCCCCUCGGAUGAAUAUUCAUGAGUGCCAGAUUCAAAUCUUUGGGGGAGUUUAUCUCGGUCCGCAGCAUCAUACCUAGGACUUUUCACGGGAACAAACUGCAUUUUCUUAUGAAUGGAAGUGGAAAAAAGUGGUUCGACUUAAAUUGGGAGCACUCCCGGUCUGGACUCAAACAACAAAACCAGGAGGAGGACGGGAGCCGCCGGAAGAGAUGACAAUGACCGCGAUCCCAGAAAGUCUGAACAGUCCCGCCUCAGGAAAAAGCGUUUUCAUGGAGUUCGGGCCCGCCAGUCAGCAAAUGUCUCCGUCCUCCAUGUCCCACGGACACUACCCCGUGCACUGUUUACAUUCCGCAGGCCACGGACAGCACGACAGCUACACCCCGGCCCCGAACUUCCCCCGAACCCUGGCCUACCCUUACAUCAAUUCGGUGGGAAGCCACUCCAACAGCCCGUACCUCAGCUCGGUCCAAACGUACCAGAACAGCUCGGCUCUGCCUCAGACACGAUUAGAGGACGCAGCACCAGAAACGGCAAAGAACGCGGUGGUGGAGGGAGGAGAGGUGCGCUUCAACGGCAAAGGGAAAAAGAUCCGCAAACCCAGGACCAUCUACUCCAGUUUACAACUUCAAGCUCUAAAUCGGAGAUUCCAGCAAACGCAAUAUUUGGCCUUACCGGAGAGAGCCGAGCUCGCAGCCUCUCUGGGGCUCACCCAGACACAGGUGAAAAUCUGGUUCCAGAAUAAGAGAUCCAAAUUUAAGAAACUGAUGAAGCAAGGCGGUGGCACGAUUGACACGAACGCGCUGGCCACAGGCCGCGGACUCUCCAGCGGUUCUCCCACGGGGGCGCCCGCCUGGAGCACUCCGACCGGGGUGAAGACGUCAGUGGGCGCCGCCACGGGUUCCUACAUCCCGGCCUACACGUCGUGGUACGCCGGCACGCACCAGGAGUCUAUGCAACAGUCCUCCCAGCUCAUGUGAACUCAUUUCGGGCACAUUUUACGCACGUCACCGCGCUUGGACCCGGAGACAGAGAGCGUGGGCGUUUGCCCCCCCCCCCCCCCCAAAAAAUCCACCUCCACAGCGAGCGCUUCAUUCCGGAACCAGAAGAAGAUGACGCUGAGAAAUUUGAAAGAGGGGCUGACGUCCCCGCAUGAGUUGAAAUCUUUCACAAGCGCUUCUUCUCCCCUACCCUACCACCCCCCCCCUCCAUUUUCUGGCUGCUCUUUGUAAUUUAAACAAAAACUAUUUGAAGGAUGUCAUUGUUUACUCGUUGCUGAUGACGACAUCACUUUUCAUUCACGACAAGGCCAAUCAUGAGUCUUUCUUGAACCAAAUGAUAUCGAUAAUGUUUGAUCCACCCGUUCCCAUUCCAAAACAUAUUGUACAAACUCAAAUAGUCGCGUAUGUGUUUAUUAUUUAAAUUAAAUUAUUGGGAUUAUUUGACGUCUAUAUUGAGGCCAGUCGUUACGUUCAUUUGUGUGUUUAAAUUUCAGACAACCAUGCGUUGUUGACGCUGCACUAACGCGAGCAAAAGCUUUUUUUUUUCUACGCUCACAAAUUAUGUGAAGAAAGAAAUAUUCACCUGACAAGCAUUUUAUUUGUCACGGCAUUUUGUAGAUACGUUAAAAAAAUGUUUUGUGCUCUACUGGCUGUGAAAGGUUUUUAGGCUUGCUGUAUUCGUCUACAUGUGUUUUAGUCCCCAUAGGAAAAAAAAUCUAGUUUUGUAUCGAUCUCUUUAAUUUAUUGCCUCUAUGUACAUAUGUGCACAUUUUCACAAAGCAGUAAAAAGAUUUAACUUAUGUGAAAAACUUUGAGUGCAUGUGUGUGUUGCACUGAUUCAUGGGAAGCGACACAAAGCCUCGUGCACAUGACAACACUUUCUGCACACACACACCAAAAAAUAGCCCGAAAAAAUGAUUUAUGAUGAUUUUUGGCUCGCAGCUAUUUUGUGUCGCUGUUGUUGCUGCUGCAGAUGUUGUUGUCAAGAAACGGACGGGGGAGGAUGAGGGGAUUAUUUUGGGGAUUUUCCACGCGAAUUCUGGAUUAAUAUCGCAAUCGGUUUUCUUUUCAGUUUUUUCUUCAAGUAAAUCGAGCAACAACAACAACAACAACAGCGACAAAAAAAUUAAGGGCAAUGAUGCGAGCUUUAUGGAAUAAGAGACGACGAGGAGCAAAGGCCACAAGGAAGGACCCCCCCCCCCUCCCAAACUGAGAUUUGUGGGGUCCAUGAAUGAAAUGAUCAUUUUUGUCAUCUUUAUUUGUCGUCCAAUAUUUGUCGAGCCGCACGCGAAGCAGGCUAGCAGUUAGUAACAAGCAGAAUCAUUCAUAAUCAUGAUAUAUAUUCACAAGUCAUUUCCAUCUAUUGCCAUAUAUAUUGAAACACAAAAAGACGCCCCGCCCUCCACGGCCCAUCUUAAUUUAAGAUUGGAUGAUAAAUGAUUUACAACCCAAAAUAUAUCAACUUCCAUGUGAGAAUAACACCACCAACACCUUAUGUCAUAGAUAAAAUUAAUCUGAAUGUCUUACUUACACGAAUCCAUGACAACCACGACAAAAAAAUUAAAAUGAUUCUUACCUAAUCAUUAUUUUUGUUAUUCCGGAUAGAUUUAUCGACAGCGAGCGAUCCAUUAAAAUUAGUCAUUUCAUCGUUUGUACUUCAACACUACAUACGAUAAUUCUGCAUUAUUAUUGUAUCUUUUUUUUACAUCAAAUUAUCUGUCCUAGUACAGUUUAGGACGUUCAUCAAAUUGACACAAAAAUGAUCAACAUUCCAAUUGUGUGUGCUGGAUGCAUGUCGCCUCCAUUUACAUUAACUCGAAUAAAUGAAACACACUGAGAAAAAAAAUGGCAAUAAGGCAUAAUUCGAUAACAUGUAUUGAAAUAAAACCGCAUGGC
Messenger RNA from Hippocampus zosterae (dwarf seahorse), 5473 nucleotides. It is a transcript of the gene dlx1a, whose product is annotated as distal-less homeobox 1a. Bases 2789 to 3556 code for a protein of 255 amino acids. The record is from RefSeq and is a predicted model, not a curated record. Gene Ontology annotation, biological process: cell differentiation; embryo development; negative regulation of transcription by RNA polymerase II. The transcript has 4 exons. Gene Ontology annotation, molecular function: DNA-binding transcription factor activity, RNA polymerase II-specific; RNA polymerase II cis-regulatory region sequence-specific DNA binding. Lineage: Eukaryota; Metazoa; Chordata; Actinopteri; Syngnathiformes; Syngnathidae.